Messenger RNA from Dovyalis caffra, 738 nucleotides. NCBI's taxonomy places the organism in Eukaryota, Viridiplantae, Streptophyta, Magnoliopsida, Malpighiales, Salicaceae. The record is from the annotation of a GenBank genome assembly.
AUGGCAACCUUUCUCUCCUUUGCUCCAAUCACUCCCCAUCUAAAAUCUCACUACCACCAAAGCAUCAUUUUUUCACCCAACUACAGUUUCAAACUCAACACAAUUCGAUGCAAUGGAGAGAACCCAACAAGCAGUUCUUCAUCCUCUAAACAGGAAUCCGAACCUGAGAAUGCCGUGCUCAAGCUAGCUUGGUACAGCUCCGAGCUUCUGGGAAUUGCUGCUUCAUUUUUCCGUUCACCAUCCAAUAGUAGUGCUGAAGCUUCUGAAAAGGAUAUCAAACUUGGCAAAGACGUUUCAGGCGCCAUUGAUCGUGCUGUUGUGGUGGAAACCAUCAAAGAGGACUUCCAAAGAUCGUAUUUUGUCACAGGGAACCUUACACUUGAUGCAUAUGAAGAGAAUUGUGAAUUUGCCGAUCCAGCUGGUUCGUUUAAAGGACUUCAACGUUUCAAAAGGAACUGUACAAAUUUUGGAUUGCUUAUAGAGAAGUCUAAUAUGAAGCUUACAAAGUGGGAAGACUUUGAGGACAAGGGAAUUGGACACUGGCGGUUUAGUUGUGUCAUGUCAUUUCCUUGGAAGCCCAUUCUUUCUGCUACUGGGUACACAGAAUACCUUUUUGAUGAACAAUCUGGAAGAGUAUGCAGGCAUGUGGAGCAUUGGAAUGUUCCCAAAAUGGCACUGCUAAAGCAGCUUCUGAAGCCCAGGCAGGGGUUUUGGGGUGGUAGAAAAACCAGUGCUUGA